Molecule: messenger RNA, 4611 nt
Organism: Lampris incognitus (smalleye Pacific opah)
Lineage: Eukaryota; Metazoa; Chordata; Actinopteri; Lampriformes; Lampridae
Product: aminopeptidase N-like
Exons: 21
Coding region: 7-2901 (964 amino acids)
Biological process (GO): proteolysis; peptide catabolic process
Cellular component (GO): cytoplasm
Molecular function (GO): peptide binding; zinc ion binding; metalloaminopeptidase activity
Source: RefSeq, a predicted model, not a curated record
AACAACAUGGGGAAAGGUUUUUACAUCAGCAAAGCCAUUGGGGUGGUGCUGCUUAUCCUCGGUGUUGGAGCAGUGGCCACCAUCAUUGCUCUAUCGGUUGUUUAUGCCCAAGAAAAGGCAAAACCUAAUGAAGAAGUCUCACCAACAAACGAGACAACAACAUCCAAACCUCCUGUCACAACACCCAGCCCAUCCAAUGAACCUUGGGACAAGUACCGCCUGCCUAAGAGCCUGGUCCCGGAUCACUAUACUGUCUCCCUAUGGCCCAGGCUGACUCCAAACAAGGCAACGGGACUUUACAUCUUUACAGGUGAGUCCACUGUGAGGUUUCAGUGUGUUGAGGAGACUGACCUGAUCCUGAUCCACUCCAACAAGCUCAACUACACCACAUUUAAGGAUGGACACAUUGCCAUGCUCAGCACAGUUGGUGACAGGAAGGCUGCCCCCUCCAUCACAUCAUCAUGGCUAAAGGCUGAGACUCAGUACAUGGUAAUCCAGCUUGAUGGCAAACUGGUAAAAGGCUACAUGUACGAGAUUUCCUUGAAGUUUACUGGGGAACUGGCCGAUGACCUGCGGGGUUUCUACAGGAGUGAAUACAUGGAAGAUGGAAAAAACAAGGUUGUUGCCACAACACAGAUGCAGCCAACAGAUGCAAGAAAGGCUUUCCCCUGCUUUGACGAGCCUGCUAUGAAAGCCACGUUCAACAUCACUCUGAUCCACGAGCCUGCGAAGAAGGCGCUAUCUAAUGGCAUGAUUAGGAGAACACGCCUUGCAGACAUAGGUGGUGAGAGGGUUAUGAUCACUGAAUUUGAGCAAACCGAGAAAAUGUCCACAUACUUGUUGGCAUUUAUUGUCAGUGACUACGACUUCAUUGAGAGCACUACCGACAGAGUUUUGAUUCGCAUCUUUGCUCGGAAGAAGGCUAUCGCUGCAGGGCAGGGAGGGUAUGCCCUGAAUGUCACCGGGCCCAUCCUCAACUUCUUUGAGAAGUACUACAACACAAGUUAUCCUCUACCUAAAUCUGAUCAGAUAGCUCUGCCAGAUUUUAAUGCUGGAGCCAUGGAGAACUGGGGUCUCAUCACAUACAGAGAGACGGCUCUGCUCUACGACCCCAAGUUCUCCUCCAACUCCAACAAGGAAAAGAUUGCUUCCAUCAUUUCUCAUGAGCUGGCUCACAUGUGGUUUGGUAAUCUGGUGACUCUGAGGUGGUGGAAUGACUUGUGGCUGAAUGAAGGCUUUGCCUCCUAUGUGGAAUACCUGGGAGCAGACUACGCUGAACCUACAUGGGGUGUGAAAGACCUUAUCGUGCUUGGAGACAUCCAUCGAGUAUUUGCAGUCGAUGCACUUGCCUCCUCUCACCCCUUGUCCUCCAAGGAAGAAGACAUCCAGAGACCAGAACAGAUCAGUGAGCUGUUUGAUGCCAUAUCAUACAGCAAGGGGGCGUCCGUUCUGAGGAUGCUGUCUGACUUCCUGACUGAAGAAGUCUUCACAAAGGGACUCAAUUCCUACCUGACUACUUUUGCCUUUGGGAAUACGGUCUACACAGACUUAUUUAACCACCUUGAGCAAGCUGCUGUAGCUAGUGGCAUCAACCUUCCUCUGACAGUCAAUGAGAUCAUGAACCGCUGGGUGCUUCAGAUGGGCUUUCCUGUUGUUCAAAUAGAUACCGCCAGUGGAGUGGUAACCCAGAAGCACUUUCUCUUGGACCCAGAGUCCGUCGUCACUGUACCUUCUCCCUACAAUUAUGAGUGGAUUGUUCCAAUCAAGUGGAUGAAAACUGGAGAGAAGAAACCAGCAGUAUGGCUGCAGAGCAAAUCAGACACAGUUGUGACCAUGAAAGCACCAGGGAAGGACUGGGUGCUGGCUAACCUCAACAUGGUGGGUUACUACAGAGUCAACUACGACCAGAACAACUGGAAUAAACUCCUCGCCGUUCUGGACACCAACCAUACAGCCAUUCCAGUGAUUAACAGAGCUCAGCUGGUGGAUGAUGCCUUCAACCUAGCCAGAGCAAGGUUUAUCAGUACAGUGCUGGCCCUGAAAACAACCAAGUAUCUGAGCAAAGAGUGGGGCUACAUACCCUGGAAGUCUGCCCUGAACAACCUGGACUUCUUUGAACUCAUGUUCGACCGCAGCGAUGUUUAUGGACCCAUGCAGGCGUAUCUAAAAAAACAGGUGGGACCUCUGUUUGACUACUAUAAGAACAUGACGGACAGCUGGAAAAAAGUACCCGAUGGCCACAUGGACCAAUAUAAUCAAGUGAAUGCUAUCAGCAUGGCUUGCAAAACAGGCAUCCAGGAGUGUCUGAAUCUGACAAAGACCUGGUACAAAGCGUGGAUGGAUGGCAAGCACCAGAUUCACCCCAACCUGCGUUCCACUGUGUACUGCAAUGGCAUUGCAGAAGGAGGCGCUGCGGAGUGGGAAUUUGCUUGGAAACAGUUCAAGAACACCUCCAUUGCUAUUGAAGCUGAUAAACUCCGCUAUGCACUGGCCUGCACAAAAAAGCCCUGGCUCCUCAACAGGUAUCUGGAGUAUACUCUUGAUCCAGACAUGAUCCGUAAACAGGAUGCCACCUCCACCAUUGUCUACAUUGCCGGCAAUGUGAUCGGUCAGUCUCUGGCUUGGGACUUUGUCAGGGCGCGCUGGUCACACAUCUUCAAUCAGUACGGGGGUGGAUCCUUCUCUUUCUCCAAUCUCAUCAACGGAGUUACUGAGAGAUUUUCAACUGCGUUUGAGCUGCAACAGUUGAAGCAGUUCCAGGUGGAUAACGCUGAUGUGGGAUUCGGCUCUGGGACGCUGGCCUUGCAACAGUCCAUCGAGAGAACCAACGCCAACAUUAAAUGGAUUGCUGAGAACAAGCAGCAGGUUCUGGACUGGUUCAUUUCUGAGACGAAACCUUAAAGAGACUUUUCAAUGAAUGCUGCAUGGGUUUAAUUCAUGCUGACUUCAUUUAAUUAUAGAAUGCCCUGUAAUGAGCAAAUGAAAUUCAGUCCCUUGUACAUGUCAUAGACGUGGUAGUAAACUGGCCCAGUCUCUGCUUGACAGAGGUAAUGGAUGAGCAGUGGACAGAGACUCUACGUUGUCAUCCCAUGGAUUGGGAUCUACACUCCUCGGACUGAGGCGAUAGUCAGCAUACAGACACAUGAGCAUUCACUGUAAUACAUAUUUAUCUUAUGAAAGGGGCUUUUUUUUUUUUACAUCUCAACCUUAAACUUUAAUUUCACCACUGCUGAAAUUUCAAAACAGCCCUUGUAGUUACUGCAACCAAACUCUUUUUCUAGAAGGGUACAUUAUUGGCUGUGGUCCUUUUGGUUGAAAAAGCACAUAGAAUUGACAUUAUGACCAGAAAAUUGUUCUGAAUAUGAAGAAUAUUUUGUUAACUUGGUUUGCUGUAAAAUAGGCUUCGCAGCAGUUCAACAAAGAAAUGCUGUUUACAAAACUAAUCAUAAGAUAACAUGGAUGUCAAUAGAAAUAUUUUCCAGCCUUUUCUAUUUCUGAACUGUGACUUUUUAUAUAUAUAUAUAUAUAUUACUUGUUGUUUGUUUUUGUUCCCCGAAUUAUUUGGCACAAUAUAAUUUAUAAUGAACAGUAUUUAGUGAUGUGUUCGUAGGUUUACAAGACACAUCAUCGCCAUUUUAGUCAUUAUUCAGGAAUAUAAAAGAUUGUCUUAUAGAUGCUUUCUGGUAAUGAAGGUUGCCUAUUUAUAAAGAGUAUCUCAUUUUGUCAAAGUCAGCCUGGAACUGUGUUCUAGUUUCUUAUUUUUGAGUGGAUGAAAUGUUUGGUUGAAUCAGAGUCAAGGGAAAAGGGUGGUAAGCACUAGCUCUUGUAUGAUGCUAUUCACGAUAAUAUCCAUAUGUAUAUCCAUGUGUGUGUGCGUGUGUGUGUGUGUGUCUGUACACACACACACACACACACACACACACACACACACACACACACACACACACAUACACAUACAUAUAUGUAUAUUUAAAUAUCUAUACACACAUAUACAUAUAUAUUUCAAUAUAUUAAGAUAUAUUUCUUCAUUAUAGCUUCAUCUUCCUCUCACAAGUAUUCUCGUAAAUCUGAGUAUACUGAACACAAUACUCCACAGUAUACCUUGAAAUCUGAACCCAUGGUAUACAUAAUACAUGCAAAUGUCAAUAUUAAUAUUCAUUCCCCCUUCUUAAAUAGGUUUCUUAGUUAAGAAAAAUGCUUACAUAUCUUACUGUGAACAAGAUACAACAUCUCCAUUUGUUGACUUUCAAAAUGGAAAGCUCAAACAUUCUAGAUAUUAACAGGAUGAUGUUGAACAUUUAAAAAGCGCUCAUCCAGGUUGCCCGCCAUCUCUGUUCUCUUAAAGUAACUGAUUAGUGAUGACAAAGUCCCCUCGCUUAUAAGAAAAUCCACAAGAUAACAGUAAGCGGGCUUUUAAGAUUUCAAUGAGGGAUACACUUAAUUGAACUCACUCCUCUUUCUGUUAACCCUCUCCAAACUGAACUAAUGAUACACGUCCUGUUGUGCUGAUGCUGUUGAUAUUGUAGAUAUUUUAAUAUAGUAGCCUUAAACUAUGACUCAUUGGAUAAUGUUCUUUAUUCUUGCAAAGCAAAUAAAUGCAUUUGUCAUGUG